Messenger RNA from Octopus sinensis (East Asian common octopus), 774 nucleotides. RefSeq lists its product as uncharacterized. The transcript has 3 exons. The record is from RefSeq and is a predicted model, not a curated record. The annotation marks the transcript as partial. NCBI's taxonomy places the organism in Eukaryota, Metazoa, Mollusca, Cephalopoda, Octopoda, Octopodidae.
UCUGCUACAGAGACAUUGAGCAAGCUCUGGCAGGAUUAUUGUAACAAGGCAAUGAAUCAUACACAAUAUUUUGAGUGGUACAGGCGCUGCAAAAGUGGAAGAACAUUCCUGAAAGACACUGAGCAAUCUGGAAGACUUGCAUCAAGAAUCACCCCCAGGAAAGUGGUGAAAAUUCCUCAGCUUGUGCAUGAGGGCUGUGUCGGAGGAAUCAGUGACAUUGCUGAUGUCGUUGAUUCUCCAGAAAGAGAUGACUUAACACUAAAUGUUUCUAGAGGAAAAGUAUGCGUUGAUACUCCAAUCAAAUUCCGCUGCAGUUGGAAAGGUGGUGAUCCACCAGCAAGUGUAACCCUGAAAUAUGAAAAAUACUCAAAUACUAGUAAAGAAGAAGUUGAAAUUAAUGUAAAAUCUUCCAAAUUUCAUCAAACAGUCAAGUGUCUGGGCAUUCAUAUUGCUGCAAAUGUGUCUCGUGAAAAGAAUUUAACUAUUUAUUAUCCACCUGAUAUGGUAGAAAUCAAGGCUGAUGAACCCUUUCUUGAAGGUGACAAAGGCAUUUUGCAUUGUAAGGCAAGAAAUGGAUAUCCAGAAAAGUACAGCUACAGGUGGGAUCCAAGUAAGAAGACCUCACAAAAUUUAACAUUUCCUCAACUCAAUCGAACACACAAUAAUGAGGUUUACACUUGUUAUGUUUCUAACAAGUGCAGUAAAAGAGAAUUACAUAAAACACAUUGGAUCAAUGUAGAAUGUAAGUUGAAAGCUUAAAAUUCUAUUACAAAC